UAACUAUAUAAUAAAUGUGCAGUGCGCGAUGUAGAAAAUAGAAAUCAAUCUUGCUCCAAUAAUAAUUUAAGAAUAUCAAUAAAAUCUCAUUAUUAAAUAGAUAAUUAUUUACAACGAAACAUAUAAGUUACCAAGAAAACCAAAGAUUGACACACACACAUGCGAUCUAUAAUGCAAAUUAGAUAAGUAGUUUAUUUGAGACAUGCUUUGAGUAACUUCGAAAAAGAAAAAUCCCCCACAAAGAGAAGAGAAUAAUAUUGUAGUUUCUCACAAGUCACAGCUGGAAUCGCAUUCAUACAAUUUUCAAUUCAUCAUUCGUUCGCAGACAGUCGUUGAGAGUUGUGAAGUCGUCGCGUGUUCACACACAAAAUCAAACCAUAACCAUGGCUUCGAAAGAUCUUCCGUCGCCUAGUGAAAUAGCUCUAAUUACGCCCGGCUCAGAGCAACCACCCACAGCAAUGGGUUUUGGCGAGGCGCCAAACAACCGGUCGUCAGCAGAUUCUGCUGCUGCUGCACCUGCAGCAGAGAAAGUUCAAAUGAAAAAACAACUCGGACUCCUCGAAGGAGUUGCCAUUAUUUUAGGUAUCAUUUUCGGUUCGGGUAUAUUCAUUUCUCCCAAAGGUGUCAUACGCGAAGUGGAAGCUGUUGGAACGUCCUUAGUCAUUUGGAUACUUUCUGGGUUGCUUUCUAUGAUUGGAGCACUUUGUUAUGCCGAAUUAGGAACUUGUAUUCCAAAAUCCGGUGGAGAUUAUGCUUAUAUUUAUGAAGCUUUCGGUUCUUUACCUGCAUUCUUAUAUCUUUGGGAUGCAAUGAUGAUAUUUGUGCCUACAACAAAUGCAAUUAUGGGGCUAACUGUUGCUUCAUAUGUACUACAACCUUUCUUUCCUGAGGAAUGUAAAAUACCAGAUGGUGCCUUGCAACUAUUAGCUGCAGUUAUGAUUUGUUUUCUUACUUUUCUGAAUUCCUAUAGCAUGAAAGCCACGACGAAAAUGCAAAAUGUAAUCAUGUUUACUAAGGUUGCAGCUCUUGUAUUGAUAAUUAUACUUGGCCUGGUUUGGAUGGCAAUGGGCAACGUUGAAAACUUCAACAAACCAUUUGAUAACUCAGAAACAGAUCCUGGUAAACUAUCUGUUGCAUUCUAUUCUGGUAUAUUUUCCUAUGCUGGGUGGAAUUACUUAAAUUUUAUGACGGAAGAACUUCGUGAUCCUUAUAAGAAUCUCCCACGUGCUAUUUAUAUAUCUCUACCUCUUGUUACUGCAAUUUAUGUUCUUGCAAAUUUAUCAUAUCUUGCUGUUCUCACUCCACAACAAAUGGUUGCUUCAGAAGCUAUUGCUGUGACAUUUGGAAAGAAAGUAUUGGGCGUUUGGUCUUUAAUAAUACCAAUAUUAGUAGCUGUAUCAGCAUUUGGUGGCUUGUCAGUGCAUAUAAUGGCAUCAUCUCGAAUGUGUUUUGUUGGUGCUAGAAAUGGUCAUAUGCCUUCAUUGUUGUCACAUAUCAGCAUUGACAAGUACACGCCAACACCAUCUUUAGUGUUUUUGUGUGCAUUAUCAAUUGUUAUGUUGCUUGUAAGCGACGUUUAUGUUCUCAUUACCUACAGUAGCAUAGUGGAAUCGUUUUUCAUUAUGCUUUCAGUAUCAGCUGUAUUAUGGUUCCGAUACAAAAGACCAAACAUGGAAAGGCCAAUUAAAGUUCCACUUUGGGUCCCCAUUGUUUUUGUGAUAAUCUGUGCUUUCUUAAUCAUUGUUCCUUGCUAUGUCGCACCUUACGAGGUUGGUAUGGGUGUUCUUAUCACAGUUAUUGGAAUUCCAUUUUACUACGCUGGUAUUGUAUGGCAAAAUAAGCCAAUAUGGUUACAAAAUGCAAUUGGCAAAGUGACUCUCACCUUUCAGAAACUUUUUAUGUCAGCAAAAGAAGAAAAAGACUGAAGCACUUACACUUUUGUUAAUUUAUUUUUAUAUUAACAUUAUUAUGUUUAUUUUUCAAUGAGUUUUUUUUUUGCUUCAUAAUUAAUUCAUCAAGUUCUUUUUAUAUUUUUUUGAGUAUUUUUUUUUAUAGACUUAUGAAUUUUGUUUUCUCGUGUUUGCUGGUAAGAACUUAUCUACAAAGUGUGCAUUUAUUAUUAUUUUGUAUUGUAUAAAUUACAUAGUAAGUUAAAAUAACUACACAAAUGUUUUUUAUAUAAUAUACAUAUAUAUAUUAAUUUAUAAUAUAUAAAAAGCAAAAAAAAAAUAUUCACACAAUUCAAUCAAAAAAUAAUUUAGAUACUGAAUUAAAAGUUUAUCAUACUCAUUUAGUACAGUGAGUAUUGAAACUUGCGGUUUUUAUACUGAAUCUCCUUCCCGUGAGCCGCAGGCUAUAUUUUAUGCUUUGUUUCUCAACUCUUGAAAACUCGUUUAUUAUAGUGCCAAACUUAUAAUGAGCACUAACUGUAAAAAUCUCCAUCGAAACGAAUAAUUUUUCUGGCUUUUUAAGAUCAAUUGUAAAUAAAUUCCUUAAAACUAGUAAAUUCAAUAAUAAAAAAAAAAACAAUAAUGUAAAACUUUGUAUGAACGAAAUUAUUAAAAAAAAUUGAUUAAUUUUUCCAAAGCAAAUUUUUUAUUAUUUGGUAUUGCCACAAUUUUCAAUAUAUUUGUGUAUUUCUAUGACACUUCGAAUAAAAUUUUAUAAUUUAAUAUUUUAAUAUUUAUUUAACACACAAAAAUCAUGUAUGAAUUAUCAGCAUACAUAUAAAUAAUAAUAAUUGUG
Episyrphus balteatus (marmalade hoverfly) is the source of this 2745-nucleotide messenger RNA. It is a transcript of the gene gb, whose product is annotated as Y+L amino acid transporter 2. The record is from RefSeq and is a predicted model, not a curated record. Bases 384 to 1925 code for a protein of 513 amino acids. Gene Ontology annotation, molecular function: L-amino acid transmembrane transporter activity. Gene Ontology annotation, cellular component: membrane. Gene Ontology annotation, biological process: amino acid transmembrane transport. The transcript has 8 exons. NCBI's taxonomy places the organism in Eukaryota, Metazoa, Arthropoda, Insecta, Diptera, Syrphidae.